AUGGUCAAGGGAGAGAGAUACGGAACGGGUCCGGAAUCCGGAGCAGGCCCAGGCCGAAAAUGGAAAGAGCAGGAGCCAAGCACGGACACAACCAAACUUCAGCAGUCAGAAGUUCAGAACUCGGUCGUGCCUGAGGAAAGAGCAAUGGGCAGCUUCAAUGGUGAGAUGAACUCGAAUCUCAACUUUGAAGGAAGGAGGGACGGGAACAAGAGCAAGAACCUUUCAUCAGGCAUCCAUCUAAGGCAGGCAGGACAGGCCCUUACCGUCGUAAUUACUCUAUUUUGCUCCAAGAUCGGGUCGGGUGGUCGGAGGAAGCGACGGGGAAAGGAGGGAAGCACCGCCCCGGCGGCCGGAGGGAGAGGUUCCCUUCCCAGCUUUCCCAUUUCAAAGGCCUUGUCAAUAACAAUAACGGACAUGGCAUUCUCCAUCGUUGAUGCCUCGUGCCAACCUCGUGCCCUCUCUAACAACCCCCCGACCUCUCUUUUCCCCUCCCCUCCUCUCAUAAGCCAUUCUCCAUCCAGCAUCGCGACCAUGAUGAACCCCCAGUGCCACGGCCCCCCCGGCCCCCCGGCGCAGCACCAUCAUGACACGCUGCUCUCAACUUCUUCACCGACCCCUUACCUAGGCAGGUCCCCAGGGACCCAGGCUGCCAUGCGCGCCAGGUCUCCAACUGGUUUCUCCAGCGCCUAA
Messenger RNA from Colletotrichum lupini, 690 nucleotides. RefSeq lists its product as uncharacterized. The coding region runs from base 1 to 690 and encodes 229 amino acids. The transcript has 3 exons. The record is from RefSeq and is a predicted model, not a curated record. Lineage: Eukaryota; Fungi; Ascomycota; Sordariomycetes; Glomerellales; Glomerellaceae.